UCUUUUCUGUAUACAAUAAAUUAUGUUGAAAGUGUGCUACCGAUCGAUACACUGUUUUUAUCUAAAUAAAUACUUGUAUACAUUCGUAAUCUAAAUUCAAACUUUAAACGGUGACCUUGAUUGCUUUGAUUUUAAAGUAUAAUUUAUUUGUAUUGAAGGUGCUACAGCCUUCAGCCAGCCGAAUAAUAUCGAUCAUGCUACAGCUACAGCUUAAAAAUAUUGUUGCCCUUUAUUAUUCGAACAUCAACUACCUUAUCCUUGCAUACCAAACUGUAUAAAUAUAAACUUAUCUGUUGACGAAUAAUCGGGCGCGAAAGCUUCGUCACAAAACUACGCUAUUGUGAUUGGCUAGAAAAUUUGUCAGUACCAACUUAAGAAAUAUCUACAACAUUUUGGCAAUGUUGUCAGAUUCAUUACCAGUUGUGCUGGGCAGGUAAAUAUCGUCGCUUUAACGAGUAUAUUUUAUUUUUCUAAUGGUUUUCCACACGAUAACGAUGUUGUAAUAGUUGGAAAGAUACAUGAAGACCUCAUCUUUUCAUUGAUACAUUGAAUUGUCAUCAAUAAUGGAUUGUAAAAGAUAAACGAGUGUCUGUAAUGAACUCGCUCAUAUUGUUGAGACGAAGAAAUGGAGAGACAGCAGUGUAAUUCACUUCAAAACUUUGAUGAACCCAAAACAGAAAUUUUGAAAAAAAGAUUGUUGAAAUCAGCAAGCGCUUCAGUCAGCACAAAUUUAAUGCAAAAUAGUUCGCAGCAGAAUGUGCUACUGAACACGUUACGCGCGCCAAUAUCGAGCAGCAUGAUCGUGUCCUCGAUGCAGGCCUCACAGAGCUCCUUGCCCAUCACUCAUAAUUUACUUACCCAUUCAAUAGCUCCUGUUAAACUCCACCCAAACAACUCUCCUUACCCAUUGCAACUUUCAACAGUGCAUGUUCCAGUGCAGAUUCCAGGCUCCACAUCUAACAUUAAUGUCCCUGUUCAGCUAUCAGGACCUACAAACACUGUACCACUACAAAUAACACCCUCUAGUCUUCCUCUUCAAGUCCCUGGGACUACCAGUGUACCUGUACAGCUGCCUGCUGGUGAUACCAUUAAUGUUCCACUUCAAAUCCCAGCGGCAAACCCAAAUCUGCAACUACCAAACUUGCCCUCUAUGCCAAUGAUUCAGAACUCUAAUCAGUCACUUCACAGUUCAAUUAUUCAUGUCCACAUGGGAUCAAACCCAAGAACCAGUAUGGAUGGCAGUUCUGACAUGUUAGUGUCUAGUUCAUCCCAACUGCAGAUGCCUGAUACAUCAGGAUCUCAAGGCAAAGUAAAUAAUUCCCUUCCCCAAGUCCAAGUUGGUCACAAUAAUACUGUGAUUCAAAUGCAAAAUUCCUCCAAUCCCAACUCAAUACAAAUCCGAGGAGGCCACAGACCAGUGCCGCAUGUGGUGUACAUUCAGACUCCAACAGGGCUGAAGCCUGUCACAAGCACGGACGUCAUAACCCAAGCAAGUACAAGUGGAAACCCACCACAAAUCAUAGUAAGGAGACCAGUAACCAGCAAUUCAAAUUUACAUUUGUUACCAAAUGUAAAUAACAAACCCAACAUAGCUCCGAAGGUGCCACCACAGAACAAGUCUUCCAUCCUGGCUCCAGUUAAUUCAACUCAGCCUAUUGUCAUACAAAAACCAAAGGUCAACGACAAAAUGAUGGUCCCAGUAAGCAUUGCACCAAGUACCCCAAAUAAACAGGCAAUAGCAUAUCUUGGGUCCAUGAAGAAACCCAAUCAAAAGAAUUUAAAUGAAAACCAGUCCAUCCUCAUAUCUAACAAUCAGUCCAAUGUUAAUGCAAACAAUCAAAAGCUAUUUAUAGCUCCUAUGAAUAUGCCUAAAAUCCAAAAUACAAAGUAUAUCUUACCAGUGACUUUGCCAGCUACUAUGGCUUCGAAAGGUCCUAUAAUCAAUCUUCAAAUAGCCAAUGGCCAAAUACAGAAUGACCCACAAGGCAAUAUAACAGUCAUGAGAGAUACUGGUCCAAUUGACUCUCAAGACAUGCCACCAUUACAACCUCUUGGAAAAGUUGUAAUGAAUGGCAAGGAAUUACCAUUAAGUCCAAAUGGUGAUAAGACAUUUACGUUGUCAAUACCGGGCUCUAGGGCAGAACCUACCGGUGAACAAGGAGAAUAUACACUAUCCAUACCUGAAACAAAUGCAUCAAUGAAUGACGAUAUUUAUACAGUGUCGAUAGCAGACGAAGAUGGAGCACAUAGGGAAAAAUCUUUUACUCUUGCUAUUCCUGAGAAGGGAAAGAGUUUAUUGAACAGGAAUAUGAUAGAGCGGCAUGAGGUAAGCACUGUUACCGUUGCCGCACCUGCCAUACUAAGACGAUCGAACUCUGAUAAUAGUGACAGGAAAAUAGCAAAUGCCAACAUGAAAAGGCGUAUCUCUCUCUGCACUGAAAAUUUGUCAAAUAAACAUAUGAGACUAUCCCUGCCACAGAAAAUCGAAAAAUUAGAGGACCCGCACGAAGCUGAUAACAGCGAUGAUCAUCGUGUACCCUCACUGUUCUGUGAUGAAAAGUUAGAUAAAGACCUGGAUGCUAAAAAUUUGGACUCAGAUGCUGAAGAUUAUAAAGAGACUAAGCCUGAGACACUUGAGAGAACUUCACAUGAAAUAUACUUUACUAAAAUUGAAGAUUAUAGUAAAAACGAUGUCAAAGAAGGUGUUCUUGAAGAGGAUCCUCCAGGAUUAGUAUGGAACAAUGGAGUUGCAAGAUUACAGGGUAGCAACUUACAAUUUCAGACCAAUGAAUUUGGUCUAAUAGAUUUAAUAGAAGGCAGUGACCACGAAGAACUCAUCAACAAUGUAAAAUACCACACACCUGUUAAGCAACGCAUUGAUAAAGCCAAGAAGCCGAAUUCCCCAGAAGAUUUGUACCGGUGUGAGUGUUGUGGAUGCCAUGGUAUGGCAGCUGAGUUUAUUAACCCCAGUUACUGCAGUGUUGACUGUCAAAGCGAAGUAGAAAAAGCAUUACAAAAGAAGAAAGACAGAGAGCGCGUCGAUCUGGCUAAGAAGAAAAAUAAGAUCAAAAAGUUACUAAUGAGAAAACAGUUGUCAGAAUCAGAUAUUAUAUCGGAAGGCAAAGACGACAAAGUGCUGCUCAAGCAUUACAAUUCAAUGCCUUCUGACCAGUUGUCCGAAGAAACUUUAAUGAAACUAAGUGACGACUUAAUAGAGAAUGAGAAAUACCCGUGGAUGUGUGGAAAGAAUGGAUUUUCCUGGAUGCGGUAUCUCGACAUUUGUAAGUCAAAGGCUGCGCCUGUAAAGUUGUUCAAAAACCCAUUUCCUUAUAACAGAAAUGGAUUUAAAGUUGGUAUGCGGCUAGAAGCUAUAGACCCUCAGCAUCCAUCAAUGUUCUGCGUGGUGUCAGUGGCGGAGGUGCAGGGCUACAGGAUGCGCCUGCACUUCGACGAGUACCCGGACGUGUACGACUACUGGGUAAACGCGGACUCGCUGGACAUCUUUACGCCGGGCUGGUGCGACAAAAACGGCCGCGUGCUGAAGCCUCCUGGCAACAUGUCCGUGAACAGUUUCUCCUGGCCGCUGUACUUGAAGCAGAUGCGAGCUGUUGCUGCACCCCGGAAUCUCUUCCCGCACAUUACUAACUCGAUAUUCAAGCCGCAUUGCUUCCGUAUUGGGAUGAAAUUGGAAGCUGAAGACCGCAAGAACGACCUAGUCUGUGUAGCGUCGAUCGCUGACAUUCUCGACAACCGGAUGCUGAUCAACUUUGACUCUUGGGACGAGAUGUACGACUUCUGGGUAGACCCCACGUCACCCUAUAUACACCCCGUGGGGUGGGCUGAAGAGAAUGGAGUACCUUUAACACCCCCGAAUUUUUACAAAGAUCCCGAUACGUUUUCGUGGGAGAACUACUUGGCUGAGACCGGAGCUGCGCCAGCGCCGCCGCGCGCCUUCAAGCCUCGCCCUCCACAGGGCUUCAAGCCGGGCAUGAAGCUAGAAGUCGUUGAUAAAAGGGUACCAUUCCUAAUCCGUGUAGCGACAAUCAGCGCAGUGAAAGGUCACCAGGUGCAGGUGUCGUUCGACGGUUGGCCGGAGGAGCUGUCGUGUUGGUUCGACGACGACUCGCCCGACCUGCACCCCGUCGGCUGGUGCCUCAAGACCGGACACCCCCUCGAGCCACCACUCAGUAAGUGUUCUGCGGCGGAAGAGCUGCGCACUCCGGGCCCGUGCGGCGUGGGCGGGUGUCGCGGGCUGGGCUCGGUGGCGGGCGGCGCGCACAAGCACCACGCGGCCGCCAGCGCCUGCCCCUACCGCGCGCCGCGCCUGGCGCCCGACCGCCUGGCGCCCGGCAAGCCCGCCGACCACGUGCUGCCGCGCGAGCGCAGAGUGCUCAGUAAACAACCUAAAGCGAACUCGGUGCAUGCGAGCACUCCAACAAGCGAUACUAAAGAAAGGCCUCUAAGGGGAAGGCCACCGAAACACAAGCGAGUUGAAGAAGUUGUCAAAAAUGACCCGGCAUCGGACGACGAGUCGAUCUCGAGCGGCGGCGGCAAGCGCUGGCGCAGCGCGCGCGGGUCGGUCCCGCGCACGCUGCGCACGUACUCGCGCGCGUCCGCCGCCACGCCCGCGCCGCGCGCGCAGCACCUGGCCGAGCACCUCGCCGCGCAGCUGGCCGCGCACCGCGCCGCGCUCGCGCUGCCGCACGACCCCUCCAUCUGGACGCAGAGCGACGUGGCGGCGCUGGUGAGCCGGCUGGCGGGCAGCGCGGCGGGCGCGGCGGCGGCGGCGGCGCGGCUGGGCGGCGCGGAGCUGCUCAUGGCGUCGCGCGACGAGCUGGUGCAGUGCGUGCGCCUGCGCCUGGGGCCCGCCGUCAAGGUCUACAGCGCCAUCCGCCAUCUGCGCGACUCCUACACGUGAUCGCGCGCCAUCGCUAGGGCCAUCCUCAUGCUCAUCUGAGCGAAGUGCGCCUCUAGUGACGACUCCGAAUACUGACUUACUUGUACCACGAACCUUCAGUGAGGAUGUGUUACAUUACUGUGUACAAUAUAAGUGUUGUGCGGUCGAUAUUGUAUUAUUUUAUUUAUAAACUUAAAUGAUUUUUUUAAAUUGGUGUCUAUUACUUGGGAUAAUUUACAAGUGUCCAAAUUAUUUAAACUACAUGUUGUGAAGCUGAAUUAUAUAGCAACUUGUAAAAACUAAGCCUAUAACGGCAGUAGAUAUUCGGAAUCUUCUUUGACUGUAUGAGUGUUUGAUAAAGGACUAUACUUUUCUUGGUUUAUAGAUCGGAUUUAGAACAUGAUCAGACCAAAAUUGGCCAAAUUAUAUAUUCUCAAUAUCACUAUAUUUUUUAUAUCUGUUGUAAUAUUUAGAAAUUUCUUUAAGUAAUGUUAGUAUUAUUUAAGUAGUACUCAACGAAUUCAAUUUGCAUAGUCAUUAAAAUGGGGACAAUAUUUGCUAAGCUAAAACUUAUUGUUUGCAUCAAGCAAUACUGUAAGUAGGCACAAAACACAUAAAUUAUAAUAAUGCUUUAAAUGCAGUGGUUGUGAUUGUAUGCAAUCUUUGUGUCGUGUCUUCAAAUAGGGGAUAAUUGUGUAGAUAAUUCAAAUUUUACUAAAAAAUGUUGGACAUUUUUCUGUAUCAAAAUCGUGGGUGUAUUAUUUAAAAAAAAGAUGGUGUAUUCAAAUUUAGCAAUGAUUUUCUUUAAUGUAUUUUUAAUAAGUAGAUCAGGUUCUCAAGUAGUACUUAUUGUAGGACAACACAAUUAAUAUCACAAGAAGUAUUUUCAAUCAAUAAAUCUCGUUUUCGGACAGAAGCAUGUUUAUGCUAAGAAUCUGUUUAUCAAACUUGUAUGACCGUAGUUACAUUUAUAGAAAUACUGAACUGACUUCUUCAACCAUUGAAUCAUGGUUACUUUCAAGGACUCGUCUUUACAAACCGGGUUCAGGUUUUCGUCAGGCACUGGCAGCGGGCUUUCUCACCGGAUGAUCUUCUGCUGAAUUAGUCAAUUUUUUACUGUUGUUAGUUAAUUUUGUACAUAAAUUAUUGUUCAGAGAACUACAAGCCUGACUAGACGAGUGCCUUAGAUAUAUAUUGGUGUUCAUGUUGGUAACAGGUUGCACUAAUACUGGUUUAUUAAAUUUGAACUUUAUAUCUGCUGAUUAGAUGUUUUCAAUGGAAUAUACAAAACAACUCAUUUUUAUAUGUAACAAUCUUUAUACCAUAAAUGCUAUGUUAUGAUUCAGAUAGUACAUACUUAUAUGAACUGAUACAUGCCUAAGAAAUAGGUAUAUUGCAACUUACUCUUUUGUCUCAAUGUUAACGAAAAUAGACGCAAAGUAAUGUUGUGUUUGUAAAUAUUAUAAUUGUGUACAUAGUCAUUACCUUGUGCAAUUUAGUACCUAUUACACAUACUUAUCACUUAACAUGUUAUGGAAAAGUCAUUUGAAUUACCCAUGUCUACGCCCGUAUCUUAGAGAUGUAAGAGAGAACGAAGGGACACUACUCCUAUGUACUCAACCGACUACUACACCUCGUCUCUACGAUGUGGGCGUAGACAACACUAUGUUUAUCAUUUUAAAGUUUUAAACAGUGAGUGGUAAUUAUAUUUUAAUUUAUGAAAUUACUUUUAUUUAUACUUUCAAACUGCAGAAUGGAAUUACGUUUUGUGAAAACCAAAUCACGAAUUAUUUAUUUUGAAAUUGGAGUUAUUAUGAGUUAGCAACAAUGAUAUUCAUAUCAUCAUAAAUUAUAUUUAUGCUCGAAAAUACAUCUGUUUUUGGAUGAAGUUUUACAAUAUAAAUAAUUUAAAAUGUAACCAAAAUGGAAAUGUGUAUACCAUUAAUGCCAUUUCAAUGUUAGAAAUAUUUUCGAAUGUAUUCUAAGAAGAAAUUUAAUUUCAUUUAGGUUUUAUAAUUUUCUGCUAAGAAGAUCCUCAUAGUGUUUCUAUUCAGUACAUAAAGUAAGUAAUAAACAAGCUGUUACUUAUUUUGUGAGAUGUAAAUAUAGUGUUAUGAGGCUGCUAGAGUAUUUUGAUAGUGGCCACAGUUGUACAUAGCGCUAUGUACCAUGUAAGUUUUUACACGACGACUAGUUAGUAUAACAGUGCCAUUUCGAUUGGCACCAAAUAUUUUAUUGUUACUCUGUAAUUUAAUAAAAAUUGUGAAACCUAA
This is a messenger RNA of Trichoplusia ni (cabbage looper), 7170 nucleotides long. RefSeq lists its product as uncharacterized. The record is from RefSeq and is a predicted model, not a curated record. Bases 626 to 4918 code for a protein of 1430 amino acids. The transcript is spliced from 12 exons. Lineage: Eukaryota; Metazoa; Arthropoda; Insecta; Lepidoptera; Noctuidae. Gene Ontology annotation, molecular function: zinc ion binding. Gene Ontology annotation, cellular component: nucleus. Gene Ontology annotation, biological process: regulation of DNA-templated transcription.